This is a messenger RNA of Camellia sinensis, 1146 nucleotides long. The record is from RefSeq and is a predicted model, not a curated record. Lineage: Eukaryota; Viridiplantae; Streptophyta; Magnoliopsida; Ericales; Theaceae.
AUGGAACCUAACAAUCAUGAGAAUGAUGGGGGUGAGUGUGAUUGGAAGCCUAGAGUUCGCAUGAUGUUUGAUACAGAACAAGAAGCAUAUGAUUUCUAUAAUACUUAUGGAGGAAGGUUGGGUUUUAGUAGUAGAAGGGGUUAUGUAAACAAGAGCAAAGAGGGGCAAAUCACUUCAAGGCAAUUUGUUUGUAAUAAGGAGGGAUUUCGGGUUGUCGACAAGCGAGAUCCAUUAAUAAAAAAUCCUAGGCAGGAAGUGAGGACUGGUUGUCAAGCCCGACUUGUCAUUAAGUGGGAUAGGAAUAUGCAGAAAUUUUUUGUUAUUGAUUUUGUUGAACAACAUAAUCAUAUCUUUGUACCAACAAAAUGUACGCAUAUGUUACCAUCCCAAAGGAAGAUAUCUGCAUCACAGGCAACCGAAAUAGAUUUAGCCGAAAAAUCUGGAAUCCGUCUUAAUGCUACAUUUGAGCUCAUGGGUAAUAAAGUUGGUGGAAGGGAGUCACUUGGGUUCACAAAACUGGACCAAAACAAUUAUUUGAAAACGAAGAGGCAAAACAGUUUAGCAUAUGGGGAGGCAGAUAACGAGGAGCAGAUUACAAACAUAUUUUGGGCCGAUGCUCAGAUGAUCAUGGAUUAUGGGCAAUUUGGUGAUGUUGUGACUUUCGACACUACUUACAAGUUAAAUAGUGCACAUAGACCAUUUGCGUCUUUUGUUGGAUUUAACCAUCAUAGGGAAACUGUGAUAUUUGGUGCAGCUUUGAUGUAUGAUGAGACCGCCGAUUCUUUUGAUGCUGCAAUGGCUAAGGCCAUACCUAUUGUCAUGCCUAACACAACCCACCGCCUUUGCACUUGGCAUUUGAUGCAAAAUGCAUUAAGGCAUGCAAAUUCUAUCUUCAAGGAUAAGGCGGUGAAGGAUAAGGGGAUGAAGAGUAUUUUAUCUAAGUUUAUGUACGACAUUGAGGAUGAGGAAGAGUUUACGUUAAAAUGGAAGGAAAUGCUUGACAAGUAUGAAGUAAGAGAUAAUCAUUGGUUAAAGUUAACAUUUGGGGUGAAGGAAAAAUGGGGUUGGCCAUAUGUUAGAAAUGCAUGGGGUGCGGGCAUGAGUAGCACCCAAUCCUUUGAUGCUUUCUUAAAGGAUUUCAUUUAG